Symbiodinium natans is the source of this 711-nucleotide messenger RNA. The record is from the annotation of a GenBank genome assembly. NCBI's taxonomy places the organism in Eukaryota, Dinophyceae, Suessiales, Symbiodiniaceae.
AUGGCACGUUGGAGUUCCGAGGCGGAUUGCAACGCAGCCCUCAAAAAGAAUCCGGACAGCGGAAAAGCAUACCGUGUGAGGGGCAAGGCGCACAGGCUCCUGGGCCAUUGGGAGGAGGCACAUCAGGAUCUUUCCGAAAGUCAGAAACUUGACUUCGACGACGACACUGUCGAGUUGCAAAAGUUUGUGGACUCCAAGUACAAAAAGAUUGCAGAGCGCAAGAACAAAGAUAGGCUUCGAGCAGAGAAGCUCAAAGAGAAGGAGAGACGUCGAAGGAAAGAAGAGGCACAGAGGGCCUAUGAGGAAGCAAAGAAGCAACCCUCGGGAGCAGGCUACGGAGGAUUCCCUGGAGGCUUUCCAGGUGGCUUCCCAGGAGGCAUGCCGGGCGGCAUGCCCGGCGGCAUGCCCGGCGGCAUGCCGGGUGGCAUGCCAGGUGGCAUGCCCGGCAUGCCAGGUUUAGAUCCCAGCAUGUUGAGCGGCAUCAUGAGUGACCCUGAGCUUAUGCAGGCUCUCUCGGAUCCAAAAAUGGCAGCGGCCAUGCAGGACAUCAUGAGCAACCCUGGAAACAUUGCGAAGUACCAGAGCGAUCCUGAAGUCAUGAGUCUCAUAAACAAGGUGAUGGGAGCAUUCUCCAAAUUUGGUGGAGGUAUGCCUGGAGGUAUGCCUGGCGCCUCAGGAGGCAUGUUUCAGCUCCGAGUAGCUUCUGCAUGA